AUGCGAUGGAGGAGCCAGCAAGGCCCACCGGAGCUGUUCUCGGAUUGGAGCCACUCGCCUGGUGAGAGGCUCCGGUCCGCCACCGUCCACUGUGGGCACUUCCCUUCCUUCCUACCGGCUGCCUCCCAUGAAGCGGGCUUCGGGAAGCUUUCAGGCGACCGGGUAAACCUGCGCCGUCCGCCUCCGAGUUGGCUAGCGGCCACUAUCACCGAGCUCUACAAUGCGACCGGGCAGUGUGACCCGGAUGCCAACUCAGCUACGGAAGGUAAACCAUUGGUGAUAUCUAAACAGAAGACUGCAGUGGUGUGUGGAGUCCCCACCCAGGUGGUCUGCACAGCGUUUACCAGUCACAUCCUGGUGGUGGUGACCCAGUUGGGGAAGAUGGGUACCCUGGAACCCAGCAGUGUGACCAGUGACAUUGGCAAGCCUGUGCUUACCACUAAAGUCCUCCUCGGGAAGGGUGAGCCUCUCAUCCAUGUCUUCGCAAAGAACCUGGUGGCAUUUGUGUCUCAAGAAGCUGGAAACAGAGCAGUUCUCCUCACCCUGGACAGGAAGGACAAGAGCAUGGUGGUGGUGAAGGCUCUGAAGGAGGUGAUCCAGACGUGCCAGGUGUGGUGA
Molecule: messenger RNA, 618 nt
Organism: Cervus elaphus (red deer)
Lineage: Eukaryota; Metazoa; Chordata; Mammalia; Artiodactyla; Cervidae
Product: proteasome assembly chaperone 3-like
Exons: 3
Coding region: 1-618 (205 amino acids)
Biological process (GO): proteasome assembly
Source: RefSeq, a predicted model, not a curated record